UGACUGUAGUUUCCUGUCCAAAUAGCUGCAGCACAGAAGUCUGAGACAAGUAUAGUGGGAGUAAAGAGAGAGGAGAGACCGACACAGGUCGGAUACUGCUGCUCAUUUUAGAGUUUAAACAAAGUUGGGACAGUGGUGUAGCCUACUUGGACUUUGUUAGCAGAAACGCAACAGAAAGUGAGUAAGCCCUACACUGCAGACAAAGCGAGCUGCCUGCAGAGACACACAAAACUUCCCAACAUCUGGUCUGCUGGAAGACGGGGCGAGCCGGAGAGAGAAACUUUGGAGGCGGAGAGAAUCUAUCUCCACUGGAGAAAAAUGCAUUGAAUUGGGAGGUUUGGGGGGACCUACAUGAGCCGAAACGAGAUUUGGUGGUCGUGUAAGGUGACAAGAGUGGAAGGAAAAAGGACGGGAAAGGUCUCGGAGGGCGAGAAGUCCACCUGGAGCGGUCAGAGAAUGAAUUAGCCGAAGGUUUGGCUGCACCGCGUUCCAGCCAAAGAGAAGGCUCACUCCUUGGCCCCUCCACCUCCUCCCACAAGAGCCAGGCCUACGCCCAUGGAUGAGGAGAGGAGUGCCCCUGUCAUCUCCCCAGAGCCACCUGAUGAGGUGGACCCCAGCGUACCAGCUCCACAACCCAGUUCACACGCAACCUUGACCGAAGAGAGCACAAACAGCUGUCCGAACCCAAAGCCCUGUCCUAGUCCAGAUGUGGCCCACACCUAUACUGAGCCCCUCAUAUUGAGGUUAAAUGACAUCCCAGAAAGGUUGCGAGAUGAUGGUGAAGACAAGUGGAGCAGCAGCCUCUCACACUCAGUGCUUACAACACCCAGCAAGAGUAUCACAUCUCAACCAGCAGCCAGAUCCACACCCAUCCACCACACCCAGCCAUGUCGGACACAGCCCAGCAGCCAACUACGCAACGGAGCCAAGCACCACGCACAUACACACUCCCCUCACACGCACUGUCCGCAUCACACACACGCCCUCCAGUCCAACGGGGUCAGGAACGGGGGCCCUCAUGGGCAUCCUAAGCUGGGCUCCCUCCCGAGAGGUGGAUCAUCCACCUCCUCAUCCUCUUCAGCAGGACCCAAACAGACCAAGAAGUUGCAGUCCAACUCCUCCAUCACCUCCCAGAGCAGCAAGAGGAGCAAGAGCAGCUCCAAGAGUAACAGCUCUCAGAUUCCUACGGAGGCACAGGACGACUGCUGUGUUCACUGUAUUCUGGCCUGCCUAUUUUGUGAGUUCCUAACUCUGUGUAACAUCAUGCUGGACUGUGCCACCUGCGGCUCCUGCGCGGGUGACGACUCGUGUUUCUGCUGCUGCUGUGCGUCGGAGGAGUGUGGCGACUGUGACCUGCCCUGUGACAUGGACUGUGGCAUCAUCGACGCCUGUUGUGAGUCUGCAGACUGCCUGGAGAUUUGCAUGGAGUGCUGCAGCCUUUGCUUUUCCUCCUGAGGGCCCGACCACCACCAAAGUAGAUGUUGGCUACACACUCCUACAACAGGAACAACUUCAAACAGUGUUUUUUUAGGGCUGAGAAGCGCUACACCUUUUGUCUUCGUUGCCUGGUCUUUAUGGUUUACGUUAUAUUGGCUGGCGUAGUUGGCUCCACUAUGUGUCCAUUGUUUCUUACAAGGUUUGCCAAGAAAAAGAUGCUGAGAGCAGUCACUGGUGAAUUCUUCCUCUUCCUUUAUUGAUCGAUGGGAACGGAGCUUCCCUGCCUUGUCUUUGCUGUUGGUCCAUUGCUUCACAGCUGGAUGUAUGGUGCAGAGUGAGUUCCAGCAGUGGUCCACGAGUGUCUGCCAGGCCGUGCAGAGCUAUUACUACAAUGGAGCCCCUUGUGCCGUCUAAAUACUGGAGUUCCCCAAGCAUGAAAAAUGACCUCCAAAGGCAAAUGAGAAAAUGGCUCUAUUUAACCGGAUUUAGUGUUUCUGUAGAUAAGAGCAGCAGCAUAAUGGGAAAAUGGAUGCUCAGAUCUUAGUAGAAAUGUAGUGUCCUCCUGUCCUUGGCAAGGUUAAAAUCUUCCAGUUUGAUACAGUGGCCUUUGUGACACACAUACACACACACACCACACACACACACACACUCACACACAAUAGAGAAAACAUUAAUGGUGGCUUGUGGCAAUAUUACAGACAAAUUUCUUUUGUUAAUAUGCAUCUCACUUAUCAGACUUAUUCAGAGAAGAAUCAUGAGAGUGCCAUGCAUCAGCCUGAAGAUGGGUCCAUUAAAUGGGUCCUGUAAGUGACGGACAUCAGAGCAAAUGGUUGACAGCAUCGGCCGUGGACACAUUCUCUACUCUAACAUGUGAAGGGAGAGAUUUCUUAAUCAAAGGUCUCUCCUCGUUUAAUGUUCCACAUCUUGUUUACUUUUACAUUGUUUUUUUUUGUGAGGGGCUUCGUCUGUAUUCAGUGAAUUCCUCCUCGUCUGAAUGGUCAGAGCUUGUAAAGGACUGGUGGAGGAUUGGAAGGCAUCAUCUCUUUUUUUAAAUGUUUCAUUAUUCUUUGUCGUUCUUGCGAUGUGAACAAAUGGCCUUGGCUUAGCUUCAGGCCUGAAUUUUCAUGGAGAUUCCUCGCCUUUACCAAAUCUCUAUUAAUCCUUGUUUUGUAGAUUUUAGUUAAGAUAUUUGCAUUUCUCCUGUAAUGUGAAAAUCACAUUUCUGUGUUAUUGGGUUUUGCCAGGCUCUCUGUAAAGCAGUAAUGCUCAACAUUUAAUUUAAAUCCUGAGUGAGAAUCUCACGACAUUAUGCUAAGUUAGAUCCAUAUGCUCGUAGUAUGAAUGGUACGCUUUUGAUAACACUCUGGUACGCUCAGAUGCAUACUUUCUCCAACCCAAUACCUCUUGAGAUGUACCCUAGAUCUGUUGUGCAUUUUAAAAUGACUUGAUACAAAUAUCUCUCCUCUCUGAUCAAAUACUGUUUGUGCAAUCCUUUUUUCUAGGAAAUACCAAGGAGUUUUCCUCUUACUGAACCUUAAUUUCGAGACCUACAAUUACUUGUACAGGUACAUUAAAUGGUCUUCACUAUGCUAAUGUGGCUGUGGUUUAUUAAACCCUAUUUUAAGGGCUGAAAUAUAACACUGUUGAAUAAGAAUAUACACUAAGGCUGUAAAUCAACCUGAUGACUCAUCAUGUCUGUUUAUAUAUCAGAAUGAAUGGGUUUUACAUUUUGACACGUUUCAAUUCAACUGAGAUAAAAUCCUGGAGAGCCCUGGAAAACAAUGCUAUUUUGUUACAGUACAAAGUGAUUUAUGAAGGGAGAACUGGAUCAUGUGUAAUAGACGUGAUUACAAUAUAAUUUUGUUUGGAUUUACAUCAUAAUCCAAGUGCAGAUUCAGACAAUGUUCUCUGAUGCCAGACCAACCUUGUCACAAAAUGAAUAGGGGUGGACCGUAGUCUAUAUCUGGGGCGUGUGAAGGCUAACCCAUAUGAGUUUGAAACCAAAAUAAAAACACUGGUUUGUUAACAACAUAGGUCAAUCAUUACAAAUAAUAAAAAAGAACC
Molecule: messenger RNA, 3501 nt
Organism: Etheostoma spectabile (orangethroat darter)
Lineage: Eukaryota; Metazoa; Chordata; Actinopteri; Perciformes; Percidae
Gene: mdfi
Product: MyoD family inhibitor
Exons: 5
Coding region: 556-1455 (299 amino acids)
Source: RefSeq, a predicted model, not a curated record